AUGGAAGCGAGUGCUUCGAAGACGUUCACAUACCGAAGUGUCUUCAUCAGCGAUUUGCACUUAGGAACACCGCAGUCUCAGGCCCACGUUCUGCUUCCGUUCCUGCAACAGGCGAACACAUGCGAGGUCAUUUACGUGCCUGGAAACCAUGAUGAGGCCGUCAGGUCUUUUCUCAACAGGUGCGACACAACGGUGCACCUGUCGCACACGGCCACCAGACUUCUGGGCGACCUGCUAUACGACGUCUUUGUAAGCCUCAACAUCCUGAUCAAGGCUGUGCGGCGCCUCUUCAAGCUCCCCUACUGGUCACUCGCUGCCCACAUCCACUGCAAGUCAAAGUUUGCGGCGGAGGUGGUUGACCGGUACGAGCAUGCGCUGGCGGCUGAGGCGCGGAGGCAGGGAACGGACGGCGUAAUCUGCGGUCACAUUCACUGCCCGCGCAUCCGCACCAUCAACGGCGUCCUCUACCUUAACGACGGCGACUGGACUUUCCGCACUCCAGGCCAAUUCACGCUGAGCUUGGAGAAGGUGGAUUCAUGCAGCGCGCUGGUGGAGGAUGCGCACGGCAAUCUGGAGAUCCUGCACUGGAUGGACCACUACAAGGAGCCUGUGCUGACAUCACCCGCCAGGUCAUCAUGUGAUGAUGUCAGCGACACAGAAAGCGCCGUCAGCCAGCAGGCAGCGCUGCUCUUUGACGUCCUCAGCUUGGGAAGGAGGUCCGGCAUUCAGGGCUUCUCCCGUGGGAAGUUGGUCGUCAAGAGGACAAAGGCAAAAGCCCCAGCCCAAGCUAUCAGCGGCUGGCCUGACACAGCACUGGAGAAAGCCAUCCAGGUCCUCCAGCGGCUGCGCGCGCUGGGUAACGCGAUGCUGCAGUUUGCAUACAGCCAGCGACACCAGCUCGAGAAAUGGUACGUGAAGGCAGCCGCAACUGUGCUGCUGAUGCUUGCGCUGGUGACAGCUGCGGCCAACGUGUGGGUGGUCGGGUCUUUGAACCGGAGAUACAUCCCCCAGGCAUGUGCGCAAGCGGAGAUCCUGCUGGAACGCAAGGUGGGUCUGGGGCGGGUGAAGUGGGUGGCGCCUUCGGGGCUGGUGGGUUUUGGGCCUCUGGCGGCGGUUGGGCCGGUGGAGUUGGGCCCCGGGCCGGCCGAGCGGUCGAGCGCAGAGCUGCAGGAGGUGAUUGUGUGCGUGGACCCGGUGCAGUCGCUGGUGCAGGGCAAGCUGGUGCUGCACCUGCAUGCCGACAGCGCCAAGGUGUCGCUGGUCCAGGCGGACAACUUCUCCUGGUUUGGCUUCCCGGAUGACACUGAGCCCUCCGCCAGGAACUUCCUGCCUGGCCUCACCAAGGGGCUGGAGUCAGAUAUAGCGCAGCACCUGCUGCCGAGCAUGCCAGGGACCGGGGAGCAGGAUCAGCCACUGGCAGGGAACGCCGCGCGCCUGUCCUCCAAGGUCGCCAAGGCCGAAGCCCGCCGCGGCCUCGCGCCGGCCCCUGAUUCAGCGCUCAACUUCCGGCCAGCGGUUGGCGCUGAUCUGGAGCUUGUAUCAAAGGACGACAGGGAGCUGAUGCAGAGCAGGGCAGAGCUGGAGGCGCUCAUACUGCAGCAGAGGUCUGCUCAGGCCAGCAGCGUUGACUCGCCUCCCUCAACAUCCUCUUCGCACCCCGCAGCCGCGCAGCUGCCGCAGGGGCGCCAAAAGGUGGUGAAAGCCCUGCCCGCGCCUAAACAGGCAACGCGCCAAAAACCCGCCCCGGCUGCCGAGGCCACCCCGGGAGCGCAGCCCGGCUCCGGCGAAGCUGCAGGAAGCUCCCGCGCGUCCGCCGGUAUUGCUGCAAGCGCCGUGGAGCUCUCGGCAGCCUCUGGCGGCUCCUCGCCAUUCGCAUCCAUCACCGGUCGGGGCACUAAGUCUCGGCGGAAGGGCAGCGACACCGCUGAGACCGCUUUGGUGCGCGCUGCGAACGGCAAAGAGCCGCACAGCAGCAACAACCAAGAAGAGCAUGCUGGAUUGGGCGCUGGCACCGUCAGCGCCUACUUUGGCAACGGCUCCUCAGCCAGAGAUCAUGCCAAUGGCGGCAGCGUGGCAGCCGACGUGAAGAGCGGCGACUUUUCCUUUGAGAAGGACCAGCACAGAGACAGUGUGUCUAGUCAGCAGCAAGAGCUGCAGCCGGGAACAGAUGACCAGCAAAGCACGCCUCAAGCCCACAACAGCAGAACAGAGGAGCAGGAUGGAGGUCAGCUUGAUGGACUGAGCUUCGACGACUGGAUGGCGAACGGGCAGCUGGAGGCUGGCGGUGCGGAGCAGCAUGCAGGGGAGCCAAGCAGGACCCCAGCUUCAAGCAGAGUGGGGAGCGUCACUUGGCUGAGGCCAAAAAUUGGCAUGGCUCCACCCCUGCAGGUCCGAAAGGGCAUGCCGCUCGAUGUGCUCCGGCAGAAUCCAGCCAGCCGCAAAGCGCUCCCACAGGGCGUCGCAGCUGUGGGUGACCGGGCCGCAGUGGCUGUCGCAGCACCAGCGGUAGCGGAGGCUGAAGAGAGCAGCGCGGUCCCUGAGCAGCAUGCAGACGCCGGUGCAGCGCCUGCAGCGCUCACUGAGCAGGCGGACAGCGUGACGGGCAUGGAUGUUGAUGUCAUGGGUGACGAUGUGCCUGCCGAUGACAGCAGUGACACGCACGAGCCAGCAGCCAGGGCAGAUGGAUUGCCAGAUGCCAGCACUGAAUCACUACCGCAGCCGCCUUCAGACGACGAAUCAGCGCUUGCUCAUGAAAGCGUUGCAGUCGUCUCAUCGGGCAAAUCUAAGCGCUCGGGUCCCAGCGCGCAUGAGGUGUUUGGGAGCCUGAUCAGGCAGCGGCAGGAGGAGAAGGCGCUGCGGCCGAGGCCGGCCUGGAGCAACCAGUCAUGGGACGCCAGGUGGCAUGGCGGCCCCGAGGGGGAGAUGCACCAGCAUGGCGGCAGCCGGUCACUGCAUCAGCCGGAGUGGCAGCGCCUGAGAGAGCCGCUCCGCCGCACCACGCGGAGCAGCCUGCGCCACGGCCGCGCCACUGUUGAGGACCUGCAACGGAGCAUGUGGAAUGCCCGGGAUCUUGCUGCUGUGGACACGGCUGCAGCUGCUGCUGAAGCCGUACACGACGCGGAGCUGUCCAACGUUGUUGAUGCGAUGGAAGUGCCAGAAGCCGAGGAGGCCAGUUCAAUUCAUGUUGCGGAAACCAGAGCAGCUGAUGGCGAGCUGGAGACCGUUGGCGCCAAGGAGGCUGCUGAGUUGGGAGAACAGGGUGAGACUGGAGAGGCCGCUGGUACAGAGCUGACCGCAGCUGGAAAUGCAGCCAUAGAGGGAACUGCGCGGGACGGGGUGGGAGCCAAGCGGGCAUGGCCGUGGCAGGCGCCGUUCGUCUCUCCUGGGGCGUCCCCUCUGGAGGGCCUGCGCAGGCGCUUCCAGGAGCUGUUCCCUCCCAGGGAACCCACCGCCGCCACCAUAGAACAGGAUAUGGAUCACAGCAGUUCAGCAGAAGGCGAGGCAGCUCAGGGGCCACUGCAGGUGCCGGCAGCCGACGCAGAUGCGCGACCCCUGGAGACAGGGGUCUUCGCGUCAAGCGAGGACAGGCUGCAGCACUUCUCCCUGCACCGCUCCCACCGGAGGAUGUAUGUAUCCACGGCGGAGACUGCUGCGGCCAUGGCGGAGAAGGAGGAGCUGCAGGAGGUGGGAGAAACCGCGGUAGCUGCCAGCUCCGAGGGCCAGCUGGAGCCCGCUGUGGCAGAGGGCACGCCGUCAACAGACAUGCCUGAGGGCGACGACGCGCGGUCAGAACCAUGGGCAGGCGCAGAGUAUGCGGAGCAGCCAGAGGCACCGCCCGCUGCAGAGCACAGAGAGGAGGAUCUAGGCGAGCCGCUACAAGAGUCGCCAGCCGAUGAGGCAGAGAAUGCUGCUCCUGGAGUGGAAGAGGGCACCGUGGAGGAUGCAGGAGACAGGGAGGAAGGCCCCACUGUGCAGGAAGAAGCUCCGGUGCCGGCAGCCGCUGAGCUCAUGAGAGUCGAUGUCCCCUCCUUUUCGCUCCCUGAGCAGCAGCCGCAGCCGGAACCACAAGUCGCCGAGGCCGAAACUGCAGAGGCAGAGACCAGCACCGCUGCAGCGCCCCAGCAGCCUGACGAGGCCGGCUUAGCUGCCGACAGCUCGCAGGAUGCCAAGGAGCCGGCGCAGGCCAGUCAGCCAGCGGCCGAAGCAGAGCCUGCACCCGCAGAAUUGCAGUCCCAGCCGCAGCCGCAGCCGACGGCAGAAGAGGAUCCUGCUGCUCCUGUGGACCCGGUCCCGCAGGAGGCGGCAUUGCCGGUGGUUGGGGACGCUGCGGCGCUUCGAACGAGCAAGCCAAAUUUGGCACCUUCUCCGGCCCCGGUCGUGUCGACCAGCCCCGACGGAGCCGGCGGCGGCCGCGCAUCGUCCAAGGCCAAGCACUCGUGGCAGUCGCCCGCGCUCAGCGCUCGCUACGGCGAAGUCGAGGACAACGAGCCGCGCUACAAGCCCCGCCGACCCGACGCCGAUGCCAGCUCUAUGGGCGGAGUGCGAGCGUGGGCGGCCAAGCGCAUCGGCGCGCUGGUGAAGUCGCUGAAGCCGCCCGAUGUGGCGCUGAAUGCGGUGUCGAUGCGCGGCGGCGACUUGUAUGCGACGCUGACGGGGGAGGCCGUGCCCCGCCAUGUGCAGAACAUCGAUUUGAAGCUGCGCUUCGGCCGCGACUACCGCUCGAUCACCCUUGACCUCAACGGGUUGGCACACGAGCGAGACUCGGCCUCAGACAAGUGCACGAUGAUCAACCCGAAUGGGCAGCGCCACUUGCGCGAUGUUCCCUCUGCGCCCAUCGUGCGCUCCUUCUCUGAGGUGCCUCAGGUGGCCGCCCCGCCGACACAGGGCCAGGUGGCUGCUGCAGACAGGAGCACCUCUGCCUCCGAGGCCCCUCUUUCGUUCUCCACAGGGACGCAGGCGCGCGAGUGGGAGGAGCAGCUGCAGGAUCUGGCAAAGGAGCACUUGGGCGGCACUGACGGGGUGCGGUCGCGGUCAGAGGGUAACCCAGACUCGCCUUACGGCGCGGACGUCACCAUAACCGAGCCGCAGCAGGAGAAGCAGUCCUGGCUGGCUGGCGUCGUCAAAGCCGGCAGCAAACCAGCAAAGCCCACAGGGGGCCGCAUACGCCUGCGGCUGAACGUGAAGGAGCUGGCCAACCCAGAUCGGCUGGCAGAUCUGGAUCUCACCAUCUGGGGCGACAACCUGCAUGCGCCCCUCAUAGAGCGCAUCGUGGAGCUCCCCAUAGACAUCUAUGGCGGGAGGAUUAAUGGCAAGCUGCGAAUCAUGUCAAAUGACAGGGAGACGUGGAAGUUCCCGGCCAUUAGGGGGCGCGUGCGAGGCAGCGACCUGGCUUUCCAUUUCUUCGACGCCCCUGACGACUUUUCGCGCACCCGCCUGGACCUGCUGUUCGAGGGCGACCGCAUGUACUUCCACGGCGCAGAGGGCUUCUUCGGCGCCGUGCCCAUCACCCUCAACGGCGACAUGGACAUUAACCCGGAGACGGGGCAGUACCGGCUAAGCGCGAGCGUGCCGGGCGUGGAGGCGAAUGAGCUGCGGCGCACGCUGGCCAUCCGCCCCACACCCUUCCCCAUCGGCGGCGCUGUCCGCGGCGUGCUGCACUGCACCGGGCCCCUUGAGACGCCCGUCUUCUCAGGCACGGCGGUGGCGAUGCCCCCGAGCAGGGAGGAUGUGGAGGCCAUGGAGGACAGCAGCGCCAAGGAGGCGCUGCGUGAGUUUCCGGCCGCUGCAGGCGCGUACGACCGCGUUCCUGUCGCCAGCGCCUCUGCUGUGUGGACGCUUGACACCUCCACCGACAUCUUCCUGCUGCACUCCAUCCAGGCAGAGCCGCUAGGGGGAGGGCAGGUGCUGGGCAGCGGGCGCAUGUGGGUGUCGCCGGCGGGAGAGAUGGAUCCGCGUGCAGUGCGCGUGCAGCUGGAAGGCCGCAACCUGCCCACCGAAUCGCUCCUCAAGCGCUACCUGCCCAAGGCACGCGGCCCACUCCUGUUGCUUGCACUUCAGCAUCCUGGAACGCCUCUGCCUGCGGCGACGGAGCUGGGCGACAGCAGCGUGCACGGGUCGAUGGCGGGCUCUUUCCUGGCGCCCGACCUGCACGUGCGCUGGGAGGCGCCCGCCGCGUCAGCUUCCGGCAGCGCCGACUUCAGCCGCGACGCCAACCGCUUCACCUGCCGCGCUCCGUCACUCGACGUCAGCGGAGCCCUCUUCCUGCGGCCAGCUCCCUUUGACGCGGUCAAGGCCGUCCUCACACAGGCGGAGGCGACGGCGCUGGCGCAGCCUCAGCUGGAGGGUGCGGACAUCGACUGCAAUUUCAAGGGCCUGGAUGUGCUGCCCAUCGCAGCCGCCCUUGAGCGCGGGUCGGCCACAAAGGCGCAGCGCCUCAAGCUCAACGGCCGAACCAAGUUCUCCGUGCGCCUUGUGCCCACCGAGAAGCAGGCCAGCCAGGGCAGCGAGGAGCAGCAGCAGGAAGAGGAGCGGCGGCCAUCCGCGUUUGCAGGGGACCUCACGCUAGAGGGGCUGCGCGUGAACCAGCUGAAGCUGUCGCGCAACCUCACCGGCACCGUGCUGCUGUCCGAGGACCGGUUCCAGAUCCGAGCAAAGGGGCAGCGGCCGGACGAGACGCUGGACGUCAACCUGAAGCUGCCAUUCUCGCCAGGCUCCAGCCCGGCCACCAAUGCAGCAGCGUCCAACAAGGCCGCCGCAUCAACAAGCACCGCGCCGCCGGCCGCCGCGCCGGCAGGAAGCGGCACCGGCGGAGCAUUGCUAGGCAAACGGCGCGCCGGGCUGGGCGGCCUGGGUACGCUGCUGCCCGUACCGCGGUUUGCGGGUGCGGCCGCGCAGCCGCCGCUGCUGCCGCAGCCGGCCGGCGCCGUCGCGGCCGGUGAUGCCUCGGCGCCUGGCAGCGACGGCCAUCAGGGAGGCAACUUCAUGCUGCGCUGCGGCCAGCUACUCAUGUCGGCCGAGGUGAACGCGGAGGCGAGCCGGGUGGAGUGCGCGGUGCAAGGCCUGUUACUAGAUGAGCUGGAACUGGCGUCGCUGCGAGGGGAGGUGCAGGAGGCGUCGCUGUCGGUGAAUCUGGAGCAGCGGCUGGGCCGAGCGGUGGUGGCCGUGGCUGGGCCGCGCUUCAGCGGGCUGCAGGGGCAAUCCCUCAGCGGCGCCUUCCGCUGGGAACGCGACGUCGUCCGCCUCGAGCGCGCCGUGCUGCAGCAGGCCAACUCCAGGCGCGCCCGCCAUAUUCUCUCUGGGGAGUACGUGAUUCCCUCCGGUGCCACAAUCCCACGCUCGGCAGCUGAAAUGGCUGCGGCUGCGCAGCCCCCCAACGCGGCCAACGUGUCCCCCUUUGAGACCGGCGGCGGCCGCUGGCGACUGCAGGUGAAUGUGCCGACAGCCAACAUGGAGGAGAUUCUGCCAGCGGCGCGGCUACUGAGCAGGGCCACUGCGCUGUCCCCAUCAGACUACGAGCGCGCCAAGGCCCUGUUCCUGUCUGGCGUGGACGCCUCCAACAUGGCUGCCCAGGAGCUUGGACGGCAGUUGGAAGCGGCGGCGCAGGCGGCACGCAUGGCGAUGGAGGCAGACGCGAGCAUGCAGGAGUCCUCCGAGGACGCAAGUUUUGGCGCGCCUGAAGAAGCAGCGGCAAGGAGCAGCAAGUCGUCCAAGCCGGGCGGCGGCAGCACACCGCGCGGCACACUGCCAGGACUGCAGGAUCUGCGUGGGCAAUGGAGCGGAGGAGUGCAGGCAUAUGGCGGCGGCGGUGGCGCCACGAAUGUGGACUUCAACGUGCGCGGCCAGGACUGGCAGUGGGGAGACUACGGCCUUGACCAGGUGGUGGCCAAUGGGAGCUGCCACAGCAUAGAGGGCAUAAAGCUGGAGGAGCUGGGCCUCAAGGCGGGCGAGGCCAAGCUGCUGGUGCGCGGCAGCCUGCUUGGCGCUGCACAGGACGCCUCCAUCAUCCUCACAGACUUCCCCGUCGCUGUGCUGCAGCCGCUCUUCCGUGCACUGCCCGCCCUCGAGCACGCCACUCCCGCUGUCGCCGCUGCUGGUGGCUCCGGCGGUGGCGGCGCCGGGGGCACGCUGGGGGGUCUGGCAGUGCCGUUCCUGCGUGGGGGCCACCUGCGCAGCAGCAUGCACCCCUCCUACAGCGUGGGGCUCGCCAACUCCCCCGUCAACGGCCUCCUCUAUGUCCGCGGCACCAUCGGCGGCAGCGCUGCGGUGCCGGAGGGUGAGGUGGUGGUGCGUCUGUACGACGGCGCCAUCGGGCCCACCUACCUGGCGCAGGCGCAGGCGCAGGCCUCCCUCGACGCCGCCCAGCAGCUCUCCUUCUCCGCAGACCUGGCCCCUGCCGAGGCCGGCCGCCAUUCCGGCCACGUCCGCGUCUCCGGCAACGUUCCCCUGCGCCCCUCCCCGGCCCUGCCAGGGAACGGUGGAUCCGCCGCAGCUGGCACGGAGGGCGCCAGUGUUGGGUCUGGGAGGAGCGAAGAGCUGGAGGUGAAUGUGAGCGUGAAGGAUGGCGGCAUGAUGCUGGUCACAGCGCUGACGCCCGACCUCAGAUGGCAGAGCGGCGCUGCAGAGCUGUCCAUGCGCGUGCACGGCUGUCCUUCCCGCCCCCAGGUGGAGGGCAGGGCUCAUUUUGCCAAGGCGGCCAUGUCUUGCCCUUGGCUGAAGUAUCCCCUGACCAACCUGGGAGGCACCGUGCGCAUGGCUGACAAUGCGCUGAAGAUUGAGGGACUGGAGGCGCAUGUGGGUCGGCGUGGCCGCAUCAGGGUGAAGGGUGGCCUCCCGCUCACUGCUGACGCGGCGACAAAUCCCGACGCCAAUCUGGCCCAGGCAGCAGGCGCUGACGCUGUGAAGGGGGCUGCUGGCAAGGAGUCCUCCGUGGGCGCUCUCAUUGUGGACAUCCAUGGCCUCGAGCUGCGCCUCCGCAACGUGUACACAGGCUAUCUGGACGCCGGACUGAAGCUGCAGAACAGCCUGACGGCGCCGGCGGUGGGGGGCGACGUACGCCUGUCUCGGGGCGUUGCCUCGCUCAUGCCGGGGGGCCCGUCGCCCCCAGGCGGCAGCGGCGGCGGCAGCAACGGCGCGUCCUCAUCAGGCAGCAGCGGCCAGCAGUCCGGCCUGGGCGCUCUGCUGGACGGCGGCCGCGCGCGCGAGACCGAUCUGGUCUUCAAGGCCUUCACAGCUGGCGAGGUGGCGAUGCAGCCAGUGGCGCAGUCGGUGGAGCUGAAGGGGCUCAAGAUCCACUUGGGCCCCGAGCUGCGCGCCAUGUUCCCAGUUGUCCUCAACAUGAGCAUCUCCGGCGACAUCGAACUCAACGGCGCCGCCGACCCAGCCUCCCUCAAACUCGCCGGCAUCAUCCACCUCGAUGGAGGAGAGGUGAACCUGGUGGCGACGCAGCUGGUGCUGGACAGGGAGCACCCCAACCGCCUGGUCUUCUCCCCCAGCCGCGGCCUCGACCCCCUCCUCGACCUGCGCCUCAAGGGGGCCCAGGUUCAGGCGUUGAUUCAGGGGCGUGCCUCCGCGUGGCAGCAGAACCUUGUGCUGACUCCUACCAAGGCCGGCGCUGGCGAGGCGGGCGGCGCGGCGGAGGCGGCUGAAGCGGCGCGCAUAUUUGAGGGGCAGCUGGCGGGCGCGCUUGUGGCGGAGGAUGGACAGCUAGCGCUGAGUAACCUGGCGGCCAGCGCGGCGCACGGCUUCAUGCCCAAGAUCCAGACGCAGGGGCAGUUUGGGCAGGCGCGCUGGCGCCUCGUCUCCGCGCCUUCCAUCCCCGGGCUGCUGUCACUGGAUCCGAGCGGCGACCCGACGUCGCUGCUGUCGUCGCUGACGAUGGGCACGGAGGUGGAGGUGCACUUUGGGCGCAGCCUGCAGGCGGCCAUGGCGCGCAAGCUGCGCGACUCUGACAUCGCCACACAGUGGACGCUCAACUACCAGCUCAACUCCAAGCUGCGCAUGCAGUUCAACAUCGCCUCAUCCUCGCCCUACCCCCGCACCCUCAUCUUCCAGUACUCCUCAGAGACCACGCCGCCGCCCCUGCCCAGAUAG
Messenger RNA from Coccomyxa subellipsoidea C-169, 10089 nucleotides. RefSeq lists its product as hypothetical. Gene Ontology annotation, biological process: protein secretion. NCBI's taxonomy places the organism in Eukaryota, Viridiplantae, Chlorophyta, Trebouxiophyceae, Coccomyxaceae. Gene Ontology annotation, cellular component: plasma membrane. The record is from RefSeq and is a predicted model, not a curated record. The transcript has 43 exons. The coding region runs from base 1 to 10089 and encodes 3362 amino acids.